AUGUGUCAAUCGAAAGCAGCUAGACCCGGACAGUCGGCUGCCGAUGAUUUACCGGCCGAGGCCUCCACAGAGGUUGCCAUCCCACCAAUCCUGACUUUGGAACCAAUCAUUUAUCCCAGCGACCUUCAAGAGCUUCGCACAAAUGGAAUAGACCCAUGCACAAGGAGAUUCAUAGUGGGACGCUUCAUCAAUGGACUGCAGACCAAUUAUCCAGAUCAACACAAGCUUCUUGAAGAUGCUCUCGUCUUUUCUCUCAGCGAAAUAAGGGAGGACCGUGAGGAUUUGCUCCGCUCAGCAAAGGCAAAGAAAGCGCUUCCAAGGGAAGAGAAAGACUACAAGCCCACUAAGUUCCCAAGACUUAACGACGUCGACCCCGAAGGCUGGGUCAAAAAUCUUCCGCUUCCUGUUCUCAUUCUACUAGGACACCGCUGCAGCAAGCUUCGUCGAUAUCAACCCUUCGAAACCCCUUGCAAACCUCUUGCGCCAUACGAAGAACCUUGCCAUAACUCAAUCCUUGAAGAUCACAUUGCAUUCAUCUCGGGGCUCUCCUCCGAAUAUAUCCAGAGUGUUGACAGGAUUGUUGAAGUUGACAAGGAACUCAUCAUGCCUGUACCAAGCUCUUUCAGGUCCAAGUUUGGGAAAGAAGCCGAAGAGGUGUGUUUGUACAUGGUUUGCAGCUGUACCCAGGCUCUUUUCAGGAACCGCAAGACCUUGAACGAUGUCGUCUGGGAAGAUACAUUGAAGUCCUGCAAGAUCCUUGUCCGUCGAACAAACAAUGAUGAGAAGGUCAGGACACUUCUCGGGAUCAAUCAGGACAAUUGGAAGGACAUUCAUCAUGUGUUUACGCUUGCCAUUCCUGUCUUAGAAGCGCAAUCUCUCGCUCCCAUUGACCCUCAAACUGGGGCGAGUGGCUCGUUCUCAGCAUUGAUGGCGCUGAAUCACGAUACCUUGAUGAAAGAUCUUGACCGCUUGAAUGAUAUUCUGCUGGUUGCUCGGAACUGUCUGGCGACUGUCACAAAGGCUCAGAAUCUUGCAGGGGAAAGCCUACUCGAUCAGCAAGUCCAGAAACUUAUCGAUCUUUGCGUCCGUGUUACGGCCAGGGGCUACGAUGGGGAUACCGGCAGUCGUACAGAGAUACAGUGGGGAAACGUCAUUGGUGCAUAUAAAAAGCUUCUCAUCACAUGCCUGCAAUUCCUCUACAACUUUAUCCAGGAGAACGAACAGCGUAAGCUUUUGUUAUGGCUAGAUCUCUUUGCAAGUUCCAAGGUUGCAAAUCAGUACGCUGCUGGUGCCUUACCUGCUGGUAUGGGUCGAGAUCAUUUUGCUGCCAGGCUUGGUGGUACUAAGAAUCACGGUGCGGAGGAGGCGAAGGAAAUGCCUGAGCAAGGCUCUGACUUGUCGGCAACUGAUGAACCAGUGGGCAACACCAAUGGGACAUCCGACACCACAGCAACAGCAAACGGCCUUACAGACAGAGCUGGGCGUCAUGGUGACAAUACGAACCCUCUGAACUCUAUAGAUCAUCUGUCCAUUAGUGACCCUGAAGCGGACUUGAGCAGAGGCGUUCAUAUUCAAGAGGAGAGCGAAAAGAGUGGAGACCUGGCUUCAGGCGCGGCUUUAUCAAGUGAGGGUUCCAUUAAUGACCUGUCGAUCGCGCAUAAAACGGAAAAGGCCCAAACCGAGCAUUCAAGGGAAACCCAGCCAAAUGAGGAAUUUGCCAAUGAUACUCCGAUCGCAGACAAGAGUACCGACACCCAGUUUGGAGCAGCCCAGACUGACCGCGAAGAUGAAUUUGGGGCACUGAAAACACCUCAGUCAGCCGCGAUUACUCUGCAAACCGCAAAGGACCAAUUGAUGGCUCGACUAGCUGACACAGCUACUGGUGUCAUAAAUGACGAGGAGCAAGACCUAAUGACAUUCCCUGACGGUGGAGAUCCCAAGAGCCAUGGCGCGCCCUUGAGCGAUGACGAUGAAGGCUAUAAAAGCCCCGGUGAGCCUGGAGACCAAGAACGUGGACUACUGACAGAUAUUCCCUUGGUUCUGGGCCCCCAAGAAAUUGAGGCCUUACCUAUGAUUAUCCAAAUAGGGAUCUGCGCUGCACGGGACGUGGUCAUGCACGGUAGGGAUAUGCAAGGCAUGAGAUGCAACAUCCUUCUCGCUGGUGAAUCUGGUCGGAAUCUCCUUAGAGAAUUGCUCAUCUUCAUUGCUGCUUGGGAUCUCCAGGAUGACGAGAUGUAUUUCAAGCUUAUGAUGCAAAUCAUGGAGGCCAUACUGGAAAACGGACUCAUGCCGUACGCCUAUCAGACUUUCGCCGAAGUCAAGGAUAUCGUGUCGCCGGCUCAGAGUAUGGUCAUCAAGAUCCUCACGCAGAUUUUUCGUGGCAAGCAGGGUCUGCCUCCUACGACUGGAAAAGCAACCUGGACAGCCGGCAAUGCACAUGCAGAUACUUCUCGCCGAGUUGACGUCUACGUCGUGAAGUACAUCUUCACCAUCUUUCGCCAAUGCAUAAUUCCGGAAACCUGUGCUUUGAUCUAUCUCCAGGGCGAAAUCAAACAAAAGCACGCAAUGCCAGAGGACUUUCCUUUGAACCUCUGGGACAUGGAACGUGUCUACGAAGGCGUUUACCAGUUCCUCGAAUUCUUUGCUGUUCUUACCGAGAGCGAAGAAUGGAAAGACCUACUUGUGAAUUGGGAGAUUGUAUCAGAACUCGUAACCUUGCUCCGCGAACUCGAAGGCAGCAUUCCCCACGCUGACGUAACUACGACCCCUCUGCCUCAAACGACAGCAGACGCACAACAAGCAGCAAAGCAGCAAGCGCAGCAAACGCAGCAGCAGCCACCGCAGCCGGCCCAACCAUCUGUCGAUUCAGCCAAUCCAGUGGCAGUCGAGCGCCCUUUCGACGUUAACGAUGUUGCCGGCAUACCGAUGCCAACGGAUGGGCCGAUGCCAGCUCCGUCUCCCUUGUCCCAAACCGACAGUCAAGACCAAGACGCUCUCGACGCUGCCGACCCAUCUGACUUUGAGUGGCGCAACCUCAAGAAGCUCGUCAUACUUGUUCUAUCGUCUCUGGUAUGGAAGAGUCGCACGGUGCAGGACCAGAUCAGGCAGUAUGGCGGGGUCGAGAUGGUGGUAGCUUGCUGCACAUACGAUGGCAACAAUCCGUAUAUUAGAGAGCACGCGGUCAUGUGUUUGAGAUUCUUGUUGGAGGGGAAUGAGGAAAACAAAGAGCUAGUGAGGCGCCUUGAGAUGGGUGGGAAUCCAGUCUUUCCUGGUAUUCGCGGAGGUGGAAUUGUGAGGGCGGAGGACAUUGGAGAACGAGUCGUCAAUGCGCCGCUUCAAGCGGCUCAGCGGACGGUGGGGUCGUAA
Molecule: messenger RNA, 3366 nt
Organism: Letharia lupina
Lineage: Eukaryota; Fungi; Ascomycota; Lecanoromycetes; Lecanorales; Parmeliaceae
Exons: 2
Coding region: 1-3366 (1121 amino acids)
Cellular component (GO): cytosol
Source: RefSeq, a predicted model, not a curated record